CAAUGUCGACGCCACAGUGGAAGAAAGUCGCUUGCCGCAGUUGUACAGCAUCAGAACGAGGAUGGCCAUGUGGCAUGAUGUGGGAGGGUUCGAUCGAUAUAUCAAGGAUGAGGCUGGCUGUGGUGACAGUCGCAUGUGAAAUACUUGAAGCCUAUGUUUUGUUGCUGAGGUGACACAAACAAAAUGGACAAGGCUACCAUCAUCGGCGACAAGCGUGUCCUCGACCUGGCCUGGAGCUGGGUGAAGCUCCACCCCUGGACGGCCAUCCUAGCCCUGCUGGUCACUCAGCUCGUCUUGACCAGAAACCGCCGCGGCCUACGAGACGUCCCCGGUCCCUUUCUGGCCAGCUUCUCCAACUUGUGGAAGCUGCGGGCAGUAUGGAAGCAGAACAUGCAUCGGGAAAACGUGCGCGUGCACGAGGACUACGGCCCCAUCGUGCGCAUCGGGCCCAACCACGUCUCGGUCGCGGAUCCUGAGAGCAUGCAGACAAUAUACAGCGUCAAGAACGUCUAUCCAAAGAGUGCAUUUUACCCGCUGGCCGAGGCCGUCUACAGGGGCAAGUUCCUGCCCACGCUCUUCACCACGCAGAGCAAUGAGUACCACGCCAGGCUCAGGCGUGGCUCUGCGCGAGCCUUCUCCAUGGACGUCGUGGUCGGUCUCGAGGAGUACUGCAACAAGUGCAUCUCGGUGCUGCUGCAGCGUCUGCGCGACGUGUCGGACGGCGGCAAGAAGCCCAUCGACCCCGUCGCCUGGAUGCAGUACUUUGCCUUUGACGUGCUCGGCGAGAUCAACUUCUCCAAGGACCUCGGCUUCCUCGAGGCCGGCAGCGACAAGGACGGUGUCAUUGGUGCCAUUGGCGGAAUCCUGGUCUACGUCUCUCUGAUUGGCCAAAUCCCCUACCUGCACAAGUUCCUCCUGGGUAACCCGCUGCUGGCCAAGCUGCCCGGCAUCGAAAAGUCCAACCAAGUGCUGCAGUUCUCGCUGCGGCAGAUCGAGGAACGGCUGCGCAACCCGGUGCAGCGCAAGGACAUCCUGAGCCAGCUGCUUGACACGCACCGCAACGACCCGGCGGCGCUGACCAUGGACGAGAUCAUCGCCAUCACGACGACGAAUGUCAUCGCGGGUUCCGACACGACGGCCGUGUCGCUGGCGUCGGUGCUGUACCACCUGGGCAAGUACCCGGAAGCGCGGCGCAAGCUGGAGGAGGAGAUCGAGCGGGCCGAGCGCGAGGGGCUCGCGUCCAACCCGAUCACGUACGCCGAGGCGGUCAAGCUGCCGUACCUGUCGGCCGUCAUCCACGAGGCCAUGCGCAUCCACCCAGCCACCGGCUUCAUCCUGGAGCGGCUGGUGCCCGAGGGCGGCGUGACGCUGCACGGCGUGCACCUGCCCGAGGGCACCGUCGUGGGCGUCAACGCGUGGGUGCUGCACCGCAACAAGGACGUGUUUGGCGAGGAUGUGCACUCGUUCCGGCCCGAGCGGUGGAUUGAAGGGGACGAGGCUAGGAUCAAGGAGAUGAAGCGGUGUCUAUUCUCGUUUGGCUACGGCCCCCGCAGCUGUGUCGGCAAGAACAUCUCCAUCCUCGAGAUGUGGAAGGUUGUGUUUGAGCUGUACCGCAACUUUGACAUCACUCUGGCCAGCGACAAGGAGUGGACCAUCAACGGAUCGUGGUUCACUCCGCAGAGAGGCAUCGAGGCGAUUUUCAAGCCUAGGACUUGAAUGGCCGUCCCACGAAGCCAACUCCGGAAGCAGACCGGUAGGUAGCUUUAGGGAAGAUCCUGGCUCAACUUAGUGCAGGACCGUGGAAACGGAGAACUCUUUGUAGUUCAAAACUUAGUUGAAGUUCGAUGUACACGCUUGAAGACAAGAUGCAGUCGACCAAAUCGCUUUCC
Chaetomium strumarium is the source of this 1889-nucleotide messenger RNA. RefSeq names its product cytochrome P450. The record is from RefSeq and is a predicted model, not a curated record. Gene Ontology annotation, molecular function: iron ion binding; heme binding; monooxygenase activity. Bases 184 to 1716 code for a protein of 510 amino acids. Lineage: Eukaryota; Fungi; Ascomycota; Sordariomycetes; Sordariales; Chaetomiaceae. The transcript is spliced from 4 exons.